AAUUAUGUUCUUAUGUAGGAACAUUGUAGAAACCCUGUCUCUGAAGGAGGGAUGACAUGUAAUGGACCAGAUAACUCUGGAGCUUGUACAACUCUGGAAGAGGAUCCUGACCAAGAGCUGGCUGAUGAAUUCUCCAGACUACAAACAUUUGCCACUUUUCCAAGCGACUGUCCGGUUUCCUCCUUAGCUCUUGCCAAAGCUGGUUUCUUCUACAGUGGAGAACAAGACAAAGUAAAGUGCUUUAGGUGUCAUGCAACUGUAGAAGGAUGGCAACAAGGGGACUCUGCAGUUGGAAGACACAAAACAGUUUCUCCAGACUGCACAUUUAUUAAUGAUGUUAACUUGGGGAGGAAUUGUAUGCUUUCUGUUCUGCCCAGUAAUCAGUGCAGAAGAGAAACUUGCCUAGCAGUUAAUUCUCUCCAACCGGCUCAUGAUAUUUCCUCAGAUCUUCAUGCAGAUUAUCUGUUGAGAAGCAGGCAAGUGGUGGAUCUCUCAGGUUCUCUGUACCCCAGAAAUCCUGCUAUGUGUAAUGAAGAAGCCCGGCUGCGAACUUUUCACAACUGGCCACCCUAUGCCCCUGUUGCUCCAAAGGAGUUAGCAAGUGCUGGACUCUAUUAUACUGGAAUUGAUGAUGAAGUCGAAUGCUUCUGUUGUGGAGGCAAACUGAAAAACUGGGAACCUUGUGAUCAGGCUUGGUCAGAACAUAGACGCCAUUUCCCGAGGUGCUUUUUUGUCCUUGGUCACGAUGUUGGAAACAUUGGAAUUGUUCCAAAUCAGUCUGGGGAUGCUAAGCUUAACAGAGGUAGCAUCCAUAAUGGCAGUCUCCCUCAGAAUCCAUCUAUGGCAGAUUAUGAAACUCGCAUUAAGACCUUUGCAACAUGGAAUUAUCUGAUUAGCAAGGAAAAGCUGGCUCGAGCAGGCUUUUAUAGCAUUGGAAAUGGUGACAGUGUCAUAUGCUUUCACUGUGGGGGUGGACUGGGAGAAUGGAAGGCGUUUGAAGACCCUUGGGAGCAGCAUGCAAAGUGGUAUCCUGGGUGCAAAUAUCUGAUAGAAGAAAAGGGGCAAGUCUUUGUGAACGACAUUCAUCUAACUCAUUCACUGCAGGAGUCUACAAUAGAGAAGGCAGAGAAGACAAUACUUGCUAAAGAUGAGGACCUGUUACAGAAUAAAAUGAUAGAGAAUGCAGUACAUAUGGGUUUCAACCUGGAUGAAAUUAGAAAAGCUAUGGAAAGGAAACGCCAUCUAUCUGCAGAGAGCUAUAGAUCCAUUGAGGCUCUGGUUGGAGAUUUAAUAAGUGCUCAGCACGAAAAUGCACCGCGUGCAUCCUGGGAAAAGGAUCUCAGUACUGAAGAAAAGUUGAGACGCUUGCAAGAGGAAAAGUUGUGUAAAAUCUGCAUGGACAAAACCAUCUCAGUCGUCCUCAUUCCAUGUGGACAUCUUGUUGCUUGUGAGGAUUGCGCCAAAGCAGUUGACAGAUGCCCUUUGUGUUGCACAGUGAUUACCAAAAGGCAGAAGAUCUAUACGUCCUAAUUGCAAGCACCAUGUUAUGCAAGUGGAAAACUCCCCUUCCAUUCCUGAUGCUGACUACGUAUGCAGUUUUUAUACAGACAUGGAUUCAAAGAAAGGAAGCUUUCAUUUAAUACUCCAGAGUUUUGUAUGGAUUACAAAGCUGCUAAAUUCUGUUCACUUGAUUUUAUCCCUCAUGCCUUGCCCCUGAGAACCCAUAGGUGAGGAUUAGGCAAUCUGGCCCUCCACGUAUAGUUGCAUUGCAACUCUAUUUAUCCUUUGUGCCUGCCCGGGUUAGCUGAGGCUAAUGGGAGUUGCAGUCCUACAUUGCUGUAAGUUUUAUAGAGUCACUUAUCUAACCUGGGGGACUCUCUUUGUUUUGGAACAGCCAUUUGGUUAACUUCAUCCACCUUGUUUUUUAUCUUGUCAUUGCCCAGUUUAAAGUCACUUGGAAACACAGUUCUCAUUAAGGCUGUAACCCUACAUGUGGGUUCUACCACUGGAGAUAGGGGCUUGCCUAUUACUUAUACUUCCCCCACUUGUGUUCUGAAAUAGUACAACCCAGACACAGGCAUUCCCCUACUGGAGAGAACUAGGGCAGAGGUUCCCCCAAGGUCUGGCUGAGAUGUUGCCAGUAUGGUUUUUGAUAGUAAAAGGUCUGAAACACAGUUUUAUGAAAAAGGUCAAGCCGUAGAGCUGCUUGGAUCUUGAACCACUCUGGCUGCCUCUGUAGCAGUGAUAAUACAAACUUACAACAGUCUACUUAUAAAACUACUUUAUUGCUUUUUGGCCUUCAUAAGAGCCUUCAACAUGUUUUACAUAAUUCAGUAAACAUUGGAUGCCCUAACUCUGCUGUUUAUAUUUGUAGACCUACAUGUACACUACAUGACAACCUGUUGGGAGCCAAAAUACAACUGUUAUAACAAAUAACUCGGGCCUCUCUUAGUAAACCAAAAGAUCAGAGCAGCUCUAGUUUUAAGUUGUAUACUUUAACCUUUUGUAAACUAGUGUGUAAGAAAGACUAGCCAUACAAUUAAACUAUUCUGGACAGAUGCAGAAUGAUAAUGACUUUGGCUGCCCAACCGUUAGUUGGUGGAAAGAACCUCAUGGUCAGCCUAAGAGAUCUCUGAGCACUUAGGGUGGUUGUAGUUUUCUCUUGUUAAGUUAAAUGAAUGGCAUGUGUGCAACUCAUCAUUGCAGUUUAGGAUUUAAAUUCAUUUGUUGGCUGGUUAACAAGUACAGCUGAAAUUUAGAACUUAUAUAGAUAUAACGGCUGGUAAUCAGAUGCACUUCUCACAACAUUUGAUGCUUUGAUUUGGUUGGUUGGCUUUUGGGUUUCCCACUGAUUCUACAGUUGUCUAAAAGUCUUGUGUCUUGAGCAGAAUCCGACUAAUAUUGCUUGCUCACUUGAUUUAUUUCAAUGGGACUUGUGCAAGAACACCACUCUUUACUCAUGACACCAUGAGCACCAUGUUAUAGAAGCAGAGAAAGAACAGCACUGGUCAUGAGUAAUGGAUCCAUCCUGUUUUAUUCCUUUGUAGUUUCUGGCAUAAUCCACCUGUGUUCAGCAGCAUAACAAGAAAAUACUCUUACAUGGGAAAGACCUCUGCAUUACAUUUUUCCCAGUCUUGCUGUAUUUUUUAAUUUUCCUUAAUAUUGAUGGCAUCCUUAAACUGUAUUUUGUAUAACUGAAGAUAAUAUUUAAAUACACUUACAUUUAGAUUUCAAACCAAAAUUUUUAUGAGCUUGAUGGUAAAUAUUGUUGGUCCUAAAAGAAAAGAAGAAAGUCCUUGGUCCCUAGAUUCAAGCUUUGAGUUGAUCAAACAUAUUUCAGUGUACUGACAGAAUUUAUUUUUUUAUAAACACUACAAUCAUGUAAUAUAAUUUUAGAAAUGUUCUCCAAUCGUACUUUUGACAAUUUUAAAUAAACUUUCUUAUACAUCAAAAA
Molecule: messenger RNA, 3454 nt
Organism: Pogona vitticeps (central bearded dragon)
Lineage: Eukaryota; Metazoa; Chordata; Lepidosauria; Squamata; Agamidae
Source: RefSeq, a predicted model, not a curated record